AUGUCUUCUUUGAAAGAUGCGCAAGAGGCUAUUCAAACUGGCAGCAUUGACAAGUGGGGUCGUGUUGUGGAGAUCACCGAAAACAAGAACAGAGUCGGAUUGGGAUUUCAACUAGGGUCGUUCAACGCCAAAGUUAAAGUUAUGCAACCAUUUUUUUGUAGUGGAGGGUUCAUUCAUGGGAAUGAUCAACACUCAGCUUCCAUUAUUGAAGACAGUGAAUGUCCUGUUUACAAAGGCGUUAUUGGGGAGAAGAAAUUGGUUCCUCUUUAUGGUAAAGGAAGAUCGGUAAUUGAUCCAAGAACGGAGAUUCCUCCUCGUCCUUCCGACAUUCAUACGUUGUUUGCAAGCUUAGAGCAAAUGCGUUUGUCUCGUGAGGCUAUAGAACAACGUUUCAAGGAGUAUAUAGAUCAGUGUAUUAAGGAAUUUUGUAUGGCUCAAGAGCAGCGUAUCGCACUACUUCAGGAGGCUCAAGAGCGGCGUUUCCAGCAGCUUGAGUGUCGUAUCAAAGUGUGUCGUGCUGAUGCAGAUUACCGGAUCAAAAAGUUUCAAGCGGAGGCAGAACAACGUAUCAAGGAGUGUCGCGUAGAGGCUGACCAACGUAUCAGGGAGUGUCGCGCAGAGUAUCAUGCGGAUGCAGAACAACGUAUCAAGAAGCUUCGUGCGGAUGCAGAGCAGCGUAUCAACGAGUUUCGCGUGGAGUGUCAUGUGGAGACUGAGCAGCGCAUCAAGGAGUGUCGUGCAGAGACCGAGCAGCGCAUCAAGGAGUGUCGUGAGGCUCAAGAGCGGUGUUUCCAGCAGCUUGAGUGUCGUAUCAAAGAGUGUCGUGCUGAUGCAGAUUACCGGAUCAAAAAGUUUCGUGCGGAGGCAGAACAACGUAUCAAGGAGUGUCGCGCAGAGGCUGACCAACGUAUCAGGGAGUGUCGUGCAGAGUAUCAUGCGGAUGCAGAACAGCGUAUCAAGAAGCUUCGUGCGGAUGCAUAG
Lathyrus oleraceus (garden pea) is the source of this 981-nucleotide messenger RNA. RefSeq lists its product as uncharacterized. The coding region runs from base 1 to 981 and encodes 326 amino acids. Lineage: Eukaryota; Viridiplantae; Streptophyta; Magnoliopsida; Fabales; Fabaceae. The transcript is spliced from 3 exons. The record is from RefSeq and is a predicted model, not a curated record.